CACAAUUUAACAACCAGGAACUGGCGUGUGAUUGGCAGUACGACAGGUCCAGAGGUGGACCUGUGCACCGUGUUUGAACAAUAAAUAAUGUAGUAACCGGCCGUUUCUAAUUUUCAAGGUUGUCUGCAAACGUGUCCAUCUUUCGGUCAACAUUUCUAGUCGGCAUGAAUCUCGGGUAAGUCUGUUUAUCUCGAAAAACCAGCAGCUAGCUAGGUUAGCAUUAUGAUCAGCGAUGUCGCAUUGAUGUAAACGGAGAUUUUUCGAUAUUUCAAGACAAAUGCGAUCAAUGCAGCACCUUUGACACAUAUCCCUUAAAUUUAAGGCACUAUAACCGAUCUCCCAAGAAUCAUGCAGGUAUAAAAUAAAGAGUUGUUGAUGCGGAUCAGCCUUAAACCCACAACUGUGUUUUCAGACUUUACUGAGAUUUUCUUUUCUUUGGAAAACUGGCUUAACAGAACCAGAGAGGGUGAACCUGCCAUUCAUUCUUAGAAACUGAUUAUAAAACUGAAGAUAUUGCAGUGUUAUUUGUUUAGUAAGUGACCUUUAAUUGGAUAAGAAUUGCCAUUAACGAACGACAGGUGAGAUUUGGGGCUCCUGAUGACAUCAACCCACUGAGCAAUAGACGGCUGUCUAGAUUCUGUAUAUCUGUAGACGGAAUUAAGACGUUGCACUUUAACCCAUUAUUUGAUAAGUAUUUAUUUCAAAAAGCAAUUGUGAGUUGCAUAACUGAUCUCCAAGUACUAAACCAAAAUAAUUAUGAAAGCCGUUGAGCAAAAUACUGGUAGACCUCUGUUAGCUGGCUAGUCUAAAUUUGGUCUAAAUUUAGAUGUCUGAAAACUUUCAUUUUUAGACCUGUGGUAGCCUGAUUUUAGACCAGUUGUCUGGACUACAUUUAGAUGUCUAUGAGACCUCCUUUUAGACCAAAAAAUGCUCAGUGGGAAUCUGUUCGACAGAAGCAGAAAAACGUGACAAUACUCACUCUGUGUCCUGUUAAAAUAGUAAUGAAAAUAAGUUUCCAGCCCUUUAAAGCAACCGGCAAUAUCAGCAAGUAAGACCAAAUGAAGACAGGUUGGUCGAUUUGCACCAAAAUCGCAGAUGAUAACACAGCCAAGCAGUUAACUGGUUUAUCUGUGUCCCAUUAAUAGUUCAUUGGAUGUGUGUGUGAUCACCUUUGCUAUCCAGAUAUAAUCACUGUUGAAAGAGUUUUGAAGAUCACUUCGGGGAUCAAUAAAGUUCUUCUUGUGAUAUGUCUUCAAGAACCUCAAGCAAGUCCAGUUCAGAUAAGAUAAGAGGUACUUUGUAAAUCCCUGAGGGGAUAUUCAAUUGCCCUUUCAACAAAGAAUUGGAUAACUAUGACCUGGAUGAAUGAGAACCUACAGAGACAUUGUGGAAUUUUAACCAAUCAGAAUCAAGUAUUUAACAAAGUCUGGGGAUUAAGAAGAAAGUCAGGUCAUAAGAAUAAAGAUAUUUUUUUUAUCCCAUCCUAUCUGCUAAAAAAACAUUGUCUAACACAGUAAAAUUAAAGCCAAAAGACUACAGCCUUCACUGAGUUUUUUUUUUCUUUGUUUUGUAACGUUGAUUUUUACUCUUUUACUUCCCUUCUUCAUGAACAGAGACGGCCUGCUGUUUGAACUUGAAAACGGGAAACCCAAGUUGAUUCUGCUCAGUCACAGUAAGAUCCUCAGCUUCUGUUACAUCUGUCCUUCUCAUGUUUUCAAAGAAUAUGAGUUUAAUUUGACUUUGAUGAAAUUAUUAAUGGAUAUAUUAGUUGAUGACCAUAAAAAACUGAUCAGCAGUGGUUUUGGCAACAAGUUUCAGUCACACUCAGAAAUGCUCAGUCAUAUGUUGUUGGAUUGUGCAAAAAUCUUAAAACCUAAUCUGAUGAUUACUUCUGUUAUAAAACUGUUUUUCAUUAAAAUACUAUUUUUCUUUUUGAAAUUUCAAUCAACUUUGAAUUCUCCCUCACAUCCAUGAGUGUAAAAUGAAAAAAGUAAGAAUAAGUAGAAUUUAAAACAUGAAAAAAAUCCAUUAUAUGAUUCUAUAACUUUGGCCUUCUCAGUGGUUAGAUUAGGAUGUUGACACUUGAGUUCAAUGCCUUCUUUCAGAUUUACUUCAUAUUAGUUAAUGUGAACCUGCAUAUGUUUCUUUCUGUGUUUGGUGUAAAAUUCAAAGCUGCUCACUCUCCUCCUUCUUCCUCUACAGGUGUUGAGAAGCAUACAGCAAAGGUAGGGCUCCUGUUUACAGCCUCACAAUAACAUUCCUGAACUUUAAAGUAUCUCCAAACUUUGGUUGCAUGUUGCAGGAAGCACAGGUGUGAAAGGAAAGACAGUUAUAAUCACAAUGUUGUCUCUAUUUUUGUCUGUAGCCAUCCAGCAGGCCCAGGGCAGCUAAUGUCCUCAGCUCCAGGCAGCCAUCCCUCAUAGAGGAGCUGCAGGGAGAGGAGCGUCCAGCCCGUCAGCUCGCAGCGAGGCAUCGAGAGAGCAAGAGCAAAGUAGGAGGAGCAAAUACCUCGAUCACCUCCAACAAUGCACCCACUGCAGGGUGUAAUGUUGUGGCAAAGGUAAAGGCUCGUGCUGUACCCAUCUAUGUUGUUUUAGUCCUUAUCCUCCAGGUUUUAACAGCUCUGCUCUUUCUCUGUUUUUGUGAAGGUGAGGUCAGACAGACACAAGCACAGCACCAGCCUGAGAGCCAAUGGGAAAACAGGACAGACUCAGAGCAGUGGGACACGUACCGGUGGGAAGAGGGGACAAAAAGAGACUCUACUAAACAGGGACACAGGACUUAAGGAGGGUUUGGUGUGUCUGACCAACGAGCAGCUGCAGAAGAUCCUCAACUCAGUCCAGACCUCCAGCAGCAGCAGUCCCCGACCCGUACAGCACAAGAGCCACGGUAGACCAAGUUCUUAGACGAUGGUUGGAUCUCCAGACGGUCAUUCCUUCUCAGUGUAACAAACGUGUAUUUUUAUGUCAGAAAAACAAACAGGUUUGAAAGAUAGUUCAUCAACAAGCAAAGGAGGAGGAGAAACAAAGAAGGAAGAUGGAGGAAGAGGAGAAGAAAAACAGCCAAAAGCAGAUGGUGGAGGAUCUACGGAGACACCUGGAAGUUCACUGGAAAAAGACAGCAGGUGGGAAGCUGACAGCACCAUUUCUGCUGAUGUGGUGUUUUCACAGGUUCUCUCUAAAUUGAUGGCUGAAAGUGCGGCUGCUGUUUUCCAGGUUGUCUGGGUGUCUGUCCAGCUGGUUGGAGGAGCGAGAGUCAGAGAGCCGAGCGGCCGUCGACGCUAAGAAAGCUCAGUGGAGGAGAGAACUCGGUAAACUCACAUGAGAGGGUUAUAAAUUUUAAAUGGAUGAAUCAACUUUAUUUGUCCACAUUGUCACUGUUAUUAAAAUCAAAAGGAUUAGAUGUAAGACAUUUUGAUUUGUAGGUGAAAGGAAUAAAUAAAUCUUUUUUCCUCUCUCUUUGUCAGAUGAGCAGUUGGCUCUGAAGCAGCAGAAGAAGCAGCAGAAGCAGCAGCAGCGCUCUGCACCCAGCAGACUUCAGGUGCAGCGAAUACCUCUCCUCUCACUGUCACUUUGUUGGUUUCUCCUCAUGUCCAACACAAGCAAAGUGUAAUAUGUCGAAGAUGACUUAGUUUCUUAUUGAACUGUUGACAUUGAUUCUGCACCUUGUGUCAGAAAGAAGAGAAAAGUUUGAGUUUCUUUCUCUCGGGUAAAGCAGAAUUUGUUUUAAUGUUAAAUAAAUACAAACUGAAUAGAAUGAAUACAUACUCAUUAUCUUAUAAAUGUAGGAAACCCUUUUGGGAGGCUUCAUAAUACAAAAAAAAUAAAGAUAUUGAGCUUUUUUUUUUUUUUUUACAUCGGCUGUCAGACAGGUACAAACGGAACUUUUGAUUUCAUACAAACUGCAGUGAAACAGCCCUUUACACUUCCAUCAAACAAUUCUGUUAAUGAGGAAACUCUCUCAGGUUUAUUCAGCUUCUAUCCCAAAUCAACCCGAGGAGGUGAACAGAUUAAACCUGUUGAAUAAGAGAAAGUUUCACGUUGUCUUUGUGUGUUCAUGUCUUCCAGGCUGAGGGGGACACAGACAGCUUGUUUUCAGUCCAGAGCUCCAUCAGCCUCAGAGAGCAGCCUGCAGCCAUCAGAUCCAGCCUCAGACUCGGGGUAAACCUGACCUGGAAGUUCAGGUCUUUGUCUCAAUAAGCAGCAUGUCUGAACUCUGUAGGUUUGUGUCGUUUUUCAUCCCUGCGAGUCCAGACAGAAAGAAAACCAGUUUGAAUGAUUAUGAAGAAAUCCGACAUCUGGAAAUCAAGUAGAAAUAAUUCCACCUUUGUCAAAAAUAUCAGCAAGCCAAAAGUAGUCAGGUUGAAGCGAACACAGGCUGGUGUUUCUCCGCUUCUGUAAAGUCACCUCCACAGUAAUAUUUAACUGCAUGAGAUUAUAUCAAUAAGAACCUGAACCUUUAAAGGUCUGGUGUAACUACAGGAUAGACUGAUGCACCAAAAAGCUUGUUUUAUCUUGUUGUGUUUGAAUGAAGAGACUCUCGAUAGUCUGUCUGUGAACAGAAGUUGAUAUUCUCCUCAGGAAAAAAAAAAAAAAAACUUUGUUUAGCAGAUUUUCGCUUCGCUUCUUUUUAAAGAAUUAUUAUUAUUUUUAUUAUUAUUAUCAUUGUUAUUAUUAUUUUUAUUAUUAUUAUCAUUGUUAUUAUUAUUUUUAUUAUUAUUAUCAUUGUUAUUAUUAUUUUUAUUAUUAUUAUCAUUGUUAUUAUUAUUUUUAUUAUUAUUUUUAUUAUUAUUGAUGUUAUUGAUGUUGUAAUGUCAUGCUUUGGCAAUAUUGUUCAAACAGUCAUGCCAGUAAGGCCUAUUGAAAUUGAAAUUGAAAUUGAAAUUGAAAUUGAUCUGUUUCAGUCAGCGUAUCACAAACAAAGCAGCGGAUCAGGAGCAUAGAUAUAGGAUAAAACAACCCUGACUUGUGUUUUCUCUGUAGGAGGUGACUCCGAUGGAGGAGGUGCUGAGUGUGGAGAGGAGAGAGGAGCAGAGGAGACGCUGGCUGGAGGAGCUGGACCGACAGAGAGAGGAGACGACAGAGCGCAGGAGGCGAGAGAAAGUGCUGCAGAGUCAGGUGGAUUCACAGAUUCAAACCCUGCUGCGUGUUAUACUUGACUCUUCUUCUUCUUCAGUUUUGUUUUCAUCAUGUCUUUGUUCGUGUUUACCUUUGCAGACGGAGGACCACGAGCUCUGGGCCACACAUUUUGACUCCCUGCACAGAAAACCUCCCGAUCUCAGGACUGCAGCUCCAUCAGCUCCACCUCCAGCCCCGUCCAGCAGCUCGGAGCGAGGGGAGUGGGAGCCCUCGUCCAGCCUGUCUCUGGUGUGGGAGGCCCUGAGCAGUUGUGGAGCGGAGAGUGUGGGAGGAGCCAGCAUGGAUAUGGUCAGUGGAUACCCCACCAGAGCCAGGUAGGAGGGAGGGAGGAGGAAAAAGGAGGCAAGAGGUUUGAUAGCAAGACUUUUUCAUCCAAGUUGAUUUUUUUUUCUACUCCUGUGAUUAUUCCAGUCAUCUGAGGACCAUGACAGCCCUGCUGGACCCCGCACAGAUAGAGGAGAGAGAGAGGAGGAGGCUCAAGCAGCUGGAGCAGCAGGUAGGAGGAGAAGAAAGAGGAAGGAGGAGGAAGAAGAGGAGAGAGGGUUUUAUUGCACAUGAACGUCUUACUGUCUUUUUCCAGAGAGACAUCGAGGCUCAGAUGGAGGAGCGCAGGCGGCAGAGGGAGCAGGAGGAGGCGAAGAGGAAGGCGGAAGAGGAGGAGGAAGAGAGGAGGGUGGCUGAGGAGAGAGAGAGGCUGGAGAGGAAGUACAAACAGGACACACAGAGGGAGAGGCAGAAGGUCAGGACACGAGAAAACGCUUUUAUGUUUGACUCGUUCAGGAGUUAUUGUUGUUCUGCAUGUGGCUGUACUCACGUGUGUGUGUGUGUGUGUGUGUGUGUGUGUGUGUGUGUGUGUGUGUGUGUGUGUGUGUGUGUGUGUGUGUGUGUGUGUGUUGUAGUCAAGUCAUCAGGCAGCAGAACAGCUGAAGGAAAAUCACGAUGAGGAAAGUCCUCAGCAGACGCAGGAUGUAAGAGGUGAGUCGAGCUUCUGCGCUGAAAAUGAAUCAAAAUGAUUUCAUAGAAAUUUAGUUUCAUUUUAAAUCAUUUUCUGAAAAGAAAAAAAAAUACUAAAAUGAAAUGUUUCUCUAAAACUUUGUCUUUUUCAGUCAUUUAUAAAAGCAGAUGCAAAUAUUCUUCACUAAAGAAUUUGCUAUGAUUAUUUUUCACCCUCUUUGACUGAAUGUUCACUUUGGUUACAGACCAAACAAAACGUUUUGAUUUCAAACUCAUGAAUCGUAGGUUGAAAAACGUUCAGGUCGGCGCCUCUUAACUUUCAGUCUGUUUUUUAGACGUUUCCAGACAUGACGCGUGUUUGGAGGAGAAGGAGGUCAACAGUUUGAUCUCUCCGUACAAAGACACUGCUGUUCAAACAGGUAAAAGACCCCUCCCCCCCUCUUUAUAAAGCAGAAUUUGUCCGCCUCUUCUCAUUGACUGUUUUUAUCAUUUGUUUUAAGUCUUUAGAGUGAAAAUCUCUGACGUGUCCCAUCUCCUCCCUUUGCAGAAGGAGCUCCCCCUCUCCCUCUUCAGACUCCUGCCGUCUCUGCACCUCACCAGCCGCCUCCUCCUCCUCUGCCUGCUGCUCCUCUAAACAGCAGGAGCCGAGCAGGGAGAGCAGGGAAGGAGAACAUCUGUGUACAAGCAGGAAGAGGAGGAGGAGGAGGAGGAGGAGGAGGAGGAGGUGGAGACCCAUACGAGGCGUUUGCUCGGACAGAGAGGAGCAGAAGGGACAAGAGGAGGCCGGAGUGGAACACACAGAGGUGAAAACGUUUCUCUGAUCCUGACUCCAGUUUGACACAGACGGUCUGAAGUGGGUCCGCUCAGUUCCAGCUCACUCUCUGCCCUCUCUCUCUUCAGACCCAGCAGACGCUUCGUCCCGGCGUCUGAGCGUUACCCGGCGUCUCUGCAGAGACACAGACAGGAGAGUCGGCUGAAGAGACAAGCUGAGCUCCUCGCUCUGCAGGAGAGGACUUGUCUGUCCCUGACUGACCCUCCUCCUCCUCCUCAUCUUCCUCCUAUUCCUCUUCAGAACCAGGAACCCUAUCUCCUGAACCCUGCACAGACCAGAACCAGUCCCAGCAGGAAGGUAGGAGGCUUUAUGGUUGGUUUACUCAAAAGGAUAAAUAUCGCACAUUUCCUCUGCAGCGUCAAACUUUGUGUGCUGAGUUUUCUGCUUUUGUCGAUCAUUUUUGUGUUUUUUAUUGUAACCGUUGCAGGCGGAGAGUUUCACCACAGGACACAACAACCCUGCCGCUGUCAGCUCUGACAGGUGAGCCGCUCUGGGUUUGAGUUUUCUGUUCAAAGCUCCUGAAACAAAACUCUGUGUUCGAGUGGGUUUUUGAGUCUUCAGAGUUUCCAUCCUCGCUGGUUUUUAUCCCCAACAUGUAAAAGUGGUUUUCUGACACAGAAUCUCAUCCUGCUGUCUUUAAAAAGUGAAAUUAAUCACUCUGGAGGAUAUUUACUGAUAUUUAAAAACUGUUGUUUCCCAGCCUGUUUGUCUGACACUGACUCCCAUACAUGUAAGAAAACUCUAAAAGAACUGUAGAUCUGUAGGAGCCAAAAUAUAUUUAUUGAAAGUUUUAGUUUGUAGGCACAUCGCUUUCAGGACCGUCACUGAGGGGUGUGGGUUUGGGAUGUUUAUGUAAAAACUCACAGGUGCAGUCAGACAAUGGUUUUGGUAAACACUUAAAUUAUCUGUUGACCGCGUUUUGAACGUUUUGACUGUUUUUUGACUGUUUCUCCUCGUUUUUCACUUUUUCAUUCAUUCAUCCUGUUUUAACCUCAUUUCAUCUUUUCAGCUGAAGGCUAAAGUAUUGGACCCGGAGCAGCGUGUUUUCUUUCCCUUUUUUGAACAAUAAAUAAUUUUUUCAAACACUCAAAUCGGACUGAUCAUUCAAGCGAGUCACAGAUGCAUGUGAGUCUAAACCCCAGCAGCCUGUUUUUGUUGAAGGAAAGCAGUUGCUACAUGAUGGUUUUUUAAAAAAUUACAACUUUGAGGAUUUUACAGGCAGUAAGUUCAAGGCUGUAAACUUCACUGUAAUCGAUCCAACAGUUUGACCUCCUGGAGAAUCUGUCCAUCAGCUGCAGAAAGAAUGAAGACAAAGAAAAAGUCCCGUUUUCAUAACAACCUAAAUGUUCCUCAGUUGACUCCUCUGUUCUGGUGUCUCCUACAGGGGGCGCUCUCCUGCCGUACCCACUGUCAGACACAGAAUCCAGAGUCAUCAGGCCCCGCCCCCCACUACCCCCCCUCCUCAUCCUCAUCCUCCCUCUCCUCCUGCUCUGGACUUCGUCCCAUAUGUCCGGACUGAUGAAGUCUUCAAUCUGGAUCCGCUGGAGCCUGCAGACACCCCCCCACCUCUCACACACACAGGUCAGACACACUAAGAGUUCGAUUUAUGUUAAUAGAGUUAAGUUAUUAUUGAGAAUUGUUAAUUAAACUGUAUUUCCUCCUCUCCAGAAGCUCCUCCUCCUCCUCACCGGCACCCCCUCCUCCAGCCUGACCUACGGCGCACCACACAAACACACAGACAGCAGGAGAUACUCAGAGGCCUGGCACAGCUACGGCAGGUAUGACACACACACACACACACACACACACACACACACACACACACACACACACACACACACACACACACACACACACAGUCACACUUUGAAUUUGUCUGUUGGACUGAAAAGGCGAUGGAAAUGACGACAGUGACGGUUUAAUCUUUACGUCUCCUCCUUCAGCGGUUGUCCAUGUAUUACAGGGUUUAACCGCCUCUGUCUGUUUUCUAAGUAUAGCUGUCCCACGUGUUUCUGUGUUUUCAGGGUUUACUACAGAAGCAGAGGGAACUGGAGAUCGAUCUGAAUCCUCUACUAAAGCGCCAUGACAACCAGCUCAGAGCGGCCUCUGCAUCUCACCGGAUGUGACCCCUGACCUCUGCUGGAUGAAAAAGACUGUUUGUUUCCACCAGUGACUGGGGAGGACGUUAAAUAGGAAACCUUUACUGACCUCUGAGGAUCACAGGAGCUGGCUGAGUCCUGAUACUUGAAAUGAGAAGUUUAAUGUGCCAUAAAGACGAGUCUGGACCACCGACGUCUCACCUGAAAAAUAAACCGACGGACUGCAGCAGGUAAUUCAGAUCAAGACAAACUGGAGGUCUGACUGUCAAAUCUAAUCUGACCAUUUUAAUCUGAUCAAAUCACUUUAAAUAUCCGGAUCCUGAAACCAGAGGGGAGGGUUUUUCGACAUUAACACAAAAUUUAGCAAUAAUUACAUUUUCACUUCUAAAAUCAUCUCACUGUGUUCAGUCUGGAAAAAAAACACUCAGAGCACAUUUGAACUGUAUUCUCUCAGUCUCAAUCAGUUUUGAACUCACACGAAACUGAAACAUGAGCUAAAGACCAACACAAGCAUUAGACUGAGUGUUUUAUCAUCUUUCUCAGAUUUGGCGACCCCUACAGUUUCACCUCAAAUCUUGUCUUGUACAUCAUAUUUGGCGCUAUGGGUCUGUCCUGAGAGCUCCCUGCUCUUCUUUAUGUGAACAUGGACUAUCAAAUCCUUAGUCAGUGUGAGCAGCAGCAAAAAAAACCCAUGAUGCACCAUGGGCUGAGCUUGACAACGUGGCCUGCCUGAACUAACUCUGUGCUUAUUUCACAUCAUCUUCAGCCUCUUUACCCGCAAUACUUCUGAGAGCCACAAGGGGGAGGCUCAGCUGGUUUUAAAUGAAAAACAACAUUAAAGGGAUAUUCUGGCAUAAAAUUAAGUUGGGGUUAAACACACCGUAACACAGAGUUAGACACCCCCUCAAGAGAUGAAUCUUGCCGACCGCUCACUUCUCUAGUUACACCAACUUUAGUAACGACCGCAGAAAGCAAUACAGAGAACCAAAAAGCCACUCUAUAGCCACAAAUAAUGCUCAGAACAGCACCUAACUUCAUCAACAGGACAUAUAGGGUCCCAGCCAUAGAACUAGACACCAAACAUCUUUUUACCUUUGCCUGAUUUCUUUUCAUUUAUUCAAUCAGACCGAGACGCUGUGGCAGAAGAACUACAAGAACAGUCGUUACUAAAGUUGGUAUAACUAGAGAGGAAAGCACUCGGCAUCAUUCAUCUCUUGACGGGGUUUUCAACUGGGUGUUACGCUGUUAUUGACCCUAACUUAAUUUUACGCCGGAAUAUCCCUUUACUUAUCAGCUUAGUAAGACUUACCUGAUGAGUUUAUGAUCAUCACCUCGAGUUUCGAGUCUCCACCAACCUGACAUUGUGUUUCUUUUGGUCUGAUUCAAAGAAAAGUUGAUGAGUGUGGAGUGGGACUGAACCUUCUUGAGAAGUAUAUAAAACUUUUCUUUGUGUGUUUUCAAAGUUUAUUCAUGUAAAGAAAGUUUUAACCUCCAUUUAACAGUUUCAACACUCAGUUUAUCCAGCUCGACUUCAAUACGGCUCGUAUUUGUUCUUCUGCAGCUUUGUAAAAGCUCAAAGGGUCUCCGGCUGCUCUUUCAUAAGCCUAAUUUGGUUUUGCAGACAUUAAAUGUAAAGACUGUAUUUGAAUAAUCGUUGUUAAAGCACUUUUUAAUGAGACUGUACCGUACAGGUGUUGAAUUUGACUUUUUCUCCUCUCCUGGAGUCGGCGGUACAUUCAUGAAUAUUUUUAUUCUCUCAGCUUCCUGCAGUUUGAGGAGCUCCAUGUUUCUAUUUCAGCUUUUGUGUUGUUAUCUGCUGGUUUGACUGAAUCAUUUUGUAUUUAUUCCAAAUGUAAUCAAUGAGGUCAGUCUUUACAGUGAGUCUGAGUGUUGUGAACCAAGUUUAAAGCCAAGGCACACUUUUCAGACGGCAGAUAAACUAUUUUUGUGUGUGUUUGUGUUGAUGUGUUUUGUUAAAUAAACUGCUGUCUCAAAAAGAAAAA
Xyrichtys novacula (pearly razorfish) is the source of this 11026-nucleotide messenger RNA. Lineage: Eukaryota; Metazoa; Chordata; Actinopteri; Labriformes; Labridae. The record is from the annotation of a GenBank genome assembly.